Messenger RNA from Phalacrocorax carbo (great cormorant), 3282 nucleotides. The record is from RefSeq and is a predicted model, not a curated record. Lineage: Eukaryota; Metazoa; Chordata; Aves; Suliformes; Phalacrocoracidae.
CCCCCUUCCCUCCCCUCCCCCGCAGCGCCGCCGGACCCGCCCUCGGGGUGGGCAGGGGGAGCCGCCCCCGGCGGGGCUGCGGGGGGGCGGUGCGGCCCCCCGGGAAGGCAGGGCGAUCGCCCAGCGGUCGCUGGCGCAGCCCUUCCCGGUGCCCGGCGCGGCCCCGCGGCGAAGGGCCGGUCGCGGCGGGCAGGCGGGGGCUUGCCCCCCCCCCCGCCCAAAGCGGGGCAGGCAGCGGCGGCGGAGCGCGGGGCUUCCCCCGCGGCUCCCGCCGCUCCCCCGCUUCCUUCCCUGCUUCCGCUCGGUGUCCCUGGCCCAGGUGGUUUGGAUUACAGAGACAUUCCUGGAUGUUUGCAGCCUUUUGCUUCGGCUGGUAGGGGGAUAAAAAAAAAGCCUGAAACCGAUCUGCAGCUUUUGUUUCCUGCGAAGGGGGAGGAAUAUCGGACGCUGUUCUGGGAUUAUUUGUCCACACGCUUCAUCCUCAAAAGUCUUCUGAAACAAUCAGUAGACGUCUGAGAAGCGAAUUGGGAAUCUGAAGUCGUGAGCUUUUUCUUUCUACUGGUGCUGAGCACCUCACCCUUGGACGCUUUUGUCCACAUGGCAUGGAUACGUGGCUAAAAUUAUCAAGUUCUGAAUACCUCAGCUCACAAAAUAAAGUGCUUUCUUGUUUUUAGACAUUUUCUUCUUCUAGGCAGCGUUCUGUCUGAGUCAUAGGCAUAACCAGUUUUGUUAACUGGCUCCUGGUUAAACGCAGCCUGAGUCACGGUGUAGACAUUGCUGACAAGUUUCAUGGCAGAUAUUUUUUCCCUUGUCUUAUCUUUUAGAUUUUCUGACAUAGCCUUCUGUCAUUUUGGAGUGAGACCUAUUUUCUAAAUGAAGAAUCUAAUAGAUGUUUGUUUAUCAUUUUUUCUUUUAUAUUUUAUUUAAUAUUUUGUUGAAAAAUGUUGUUGCCAAUAAGCAGUAUGGAGGUAUCCAGAUAGCUGUUGUUUACAAAUGCCUCUGUUACCCGAAGCUAGGAUGUUCCACAGUUCAGAUGUGAAAUUUGGAGUUUUGGCUUCACAGUUUGAGGUGUAAAAAGUGUAUUUAUUUCACCUGGAGCUCAUGCUUCUUAUAGUGAUAUGUACAUGGAAUAGACAAAAGAAGAAGCUGUCAGAGAAAAAAAAAGCUUUUUGAGACAGUGUUGGCAAUUUUUGGAAAUAGCCUUGUGGAAUCUGUUAGCAAGAAGGAUGGGUAGCUGAUUUCUGUGGUGUCAAAUCUAUGUCAAACAGCUACGAAUGUAGUUUCAACAAGAACUUGGGAUAUUAUCUCAAGGAAAACAAACUGGAAGGAUAUAAAUCACACAGUACUAACACCUUGUGCAGUCCUCUUGGAUUAGGUUUGUGUUCAGCUGAAUUGCUACUGCCUCAAAGAAAAUUAGGAUGGACAGAACAACUUAAUUCAAAAGGACUUGCCAUGAGGUGCUGAAGCCUUCUUUCAUUGAUUCGGAAAGACUGGACCUAAAUGGCGCAGCAUGACUUUGCUCCAGCCUGGCUUAAUUUUCCUACUCCACCAUCAUCAACAAAGUCAUCACUGAACUUACAGAAACAUGCUGAAAACCUUUCAUGGACAGAGAAUCAUUAUGAAGUAAAUCGCAGAAGACACAACUCUUCAGAUGGAUUUGUUCCUAACAUUGGACGGCCUAAUGGAGGGCAUUUUGGGAGAAAAGAGAAGAAUGGUUGGCGUUCACAAGGCAGAAAUGGUGCAGAAAAUAUAAGCCAUCAUGGUGGGUACCAUGGCAGAGGUCCCCGUGCUCGUACCAGUACUUUCUACUGUGGAAAAGGCCAAGGACUGCAUGAAGACAAUGAAACUGGGAAAAAGGAAGACAAAGAAGGGCCGAAACAGUUUGAGGCUGAGGAUUUUGACAGUUCAUGUAAUGGUCAUCACUGCCUGAGUUGUUUUGUUGGAGAAGAGAAACAACCGUCUUUGAACCCAGAAUAUGAGAGGGAAUCAAACCAGAAUAAAUCUCUAACUGCAAGUGUGUGGGAGUAUCCUUUGAAUCCCAAAUUUAGAUCUCAGAGAAUGCUGGUCAUUAAAAAGGGCAGCACAAAAGAACUGCAGAUAUCUGGAUUCCCAGUAGUAGGAAGUCAUCGUUCACAGCCAGUAAGGAAUGGAACUGGCACAAGUGUUUAUAAAGCAUUAUUCCCUAAACCUGUGACUCCACCCGCAAAGCCUACACAGUGGAAAAGCAAAGCAAAAGAAAACAAAUUUGGGAAUCCAUUUCCUCAUGACUCUGCAUAUGGUGUUAGCAAUUUCAGUCCUUUCAAAUCAACUGCCAAGGCGUUUACUGUAUCACAAUAUUCAGUGAAAGAGUGUAAUCGGUCAAAUUCUUCAUCCCCUGUUGACAAAGUUGGUCAGCCUCGUUUAACAAAAUUGACAAGAAUGCGGACUGAUAAGAAGAGUGAAUUUUUGAAAGCAUUGAAACGAGAUAGAGCGCCAGAAGAACAUGAAGACAAGAAUCAUACUGGGCAAGAGAAGGAUGAUGACUCCUUUAACCUGCAUAACAAAAAAAGUCCUCAUCAUGAGAGAGAGAUAAAUCGAAACUUUGAAAAUGAAAUUCCACAGGAGAAUGGCAAUGCUUCAGUUACAUCUCAACCGAUCAUUCAAUCUUCAGCUUUCCCUCAGGCAGAUGCUCUUUCAAUCUCACUCGAGGCAGAGCAUAGGUUAUUAAAGGAGAUGGGCUGGCAGGAAGACAAUGAAAAUGAUGAAACAUGUGCUCCACUAACAGAGGAUGAGAUGAGGGAGUUCCGAGUCAUUAGUGAACAGUUACAAAAAAAUGGCCUUCGGAAAAACAACAUUUUGAAAAAUGGCUUUUUCUGUGACUUCAAAUUUGGGCCCUGGAAAAACAGCACUUUCAAACCAGCUCUGGAGAAUGAGGAUUCUGAGACGACCAGCAGUGAUACAUCAGAUGAUGAUGAUGUGUGAAGACUCCUGUAACAUUUGUAGAAGCCUCUUUUGAUCUCAUUAAAAUAUGGGGAUGUGUUGUCCUAAAAAAAUUUCUAAUUUAUAUAGUAACAUAAAUACUAGAGGAAGGAUGAUGGGUAUUUUCACUGAAGAAAGCAAGGGAUGUUGUGCUGGGUUUGUUGAAUAUUACUAUAACUUCUUUGUAAAUGAAUGUUCUAGAAUGAGGGCUUGGGUUGACCCAGUAUCAACUUCUUCAUCACUGAAGCAUUUCUGACUAGCAAUGUGACAAUGUAACAAACCACACUUUGUCAUUUAAUAAUAAAAACAAAAAAUUGCGCAAUG